AUGGCCGAUAUAAUUGAUAAUGAGGAAAUCGAUAGAGAUACAGUCGAGCCGGAAGCUUUAGAACAACACUUCCGAAAGAAAUAUAAGCUGCUAACAGAGUGUGCGGUGACACUUAAAAAAUCCUAUAUUAACAAAUUACAUGCGACAAAAUCAUUAAAACUUGCAGUUAGUCUGUCUGAUAAUAGCAUAGAGGUUUACCAACUAAACAACACAUCUCUAACCAAAAUAUGUAAACUGAGUGGGCAUGAUAAGACACUCACAGAAGUGGUUUGUGAUCCGAAGGAGGAUCAUCUACUUUACUCGGCUGCACAGGAUGGACUAGUGAAACUCUGGGAUACCCGGGCCAGUGGCUCUUGUGUCCAAGAGUACAAAGACGAAGAGGAAGAGCUAGUGAAACCAUAUGAAUGCAUGGACAUUUCCUGUAAUGGAAGGGUGUUGUGUGCUGGCAGCCAGCUAGUGGAGGAUGAUGCAUACUUAGUGUUUUGGGAUAAUCGAGUCACCAAGCCACUGGGUGGAUACUGGAAUUCCCACACUGAUGACAUUACACAGGUAAAAUUCCACAAGUCACAAACUGAAAUACUAGCCACAGGGUCACUGGAUGGUCUAAUAAAUAUAUUCAAUGUGAUGGAACUGAGUGAAGAUGAUGCCCUAACAUACUCUCUGAAUGUAGAGAACUCUGUGGAGAAGCUGAGCUGGUUAGAUGAGAAGCAGGUGGCUUGUAUCACUCAGUCUAAUGACCUGCAGUUCUGGGACACUGAAAGUGGGGACUUGCUACGAACCUUCACUAGAGAUAAAAUAUCUAGGAGUAUAAAGAGAAGUAAAGCAGAUGACUGUUACUUGGUAGACACAUACACUUCAAUAGACGACACUACGGUGGUACUAGCAGGCUCUUACGGGGGGAACGGACACGUGCUGCGCUCGGCGGCGGCGGCGGCGGGCGGCAGACUGCAGCCCGCCGCGCACUUCCCCGCCAACCGACAGACCGUCAGCUGCUGCCACUACGACAAGGACCGCGACAUGCUGGUGACUGCGGGCGAGGCGGCCAUUAUCUCGGUGUGGAUCGGAAGUGAGGCUGCAGAAAAUGAAACUACUUUUGGGAAGAUAUCUCAGUCUAUGAACAAGCUUCAUAUGAAUAGGCACAAGCCCUACUGA
Spodoptera littoralis (African cotton leafworm) is the source of this 1152-nucleotide messenger RNA. The record is from the annotation of a GenBank genome assembly. NCBI's taxonomy places the organism in Eukaryota, Metazoa, Arthropoda, Insecta, Lepidoptera, Noctuidae.